Messenger RNA from Poecilia reticulata (guppy), 2437 nucleotides. NCBI's taxonomy places the organism in Eukaryota, Metazoa, Chordata, Actinopteri, Cyprinodontiformes, Poeciliidae. The record is from RefSeq and is a predicted model, not a curated record.
AGUUUUAAGACUCCUUGCAGUCUGGGGACAGUGAAGGAGCCGCCCAUUUGUUUUUAUUUAUUUAUUUUGACAUCAAUCACUGUUGAAACUUGGAUGAGAGGAUCGGAGAGGAAUCUCUGAAGGAUCUCCGGAUGCCGUUUCUGACUCUGACGUCUCGGCCAGCACUGAAAAACCCAGAAAACUCACCAAACUCUCCUCCUGGUUUAUCCUCAAGAUUUUUAUUCUGACGUUUCAUCAGGAGAAAGGUGGAGGUUUGUUCAGUGGUCUCCUCAAAAAGACGCCCAAAGGAGAAAAGACUCCAGACAGAGAGGCUCGGCGAGAGCUGUCAGCCAGCUGUGAAGACCUGGCUGAGAAUAACAAGGAGACAAUCAUUUUCAGCAACAUGUUUAAGAAAACACAGGAGCCAGCAGCAGAGGGCGCUAGAGCAGAGACAGAGGACCUGGACACUGACGGACGAUUAUCCGCCAGCAGCGAGAACCUGACCGACCCGACCGGCCCAAAGGAGACAAAAAGAGGCCUGGCUGGAACAUUCAAAAGAUCUUCAAGCUUUGACAACCUGCUAGACGAGGACAAAAAUAUUUUCAGCGGCAUGUUUAAGAGAAGGGCGAAGCCGGCAGAGGAGGGGUCAAACGCGAAGGGCAAAAACACAACGUUGUUUGGCAGCGCUGAAGAUCUGCUGGAGACAAACCCAACUAAAGAGAAAACGGGAGGACAUACAGCGUUCGUUAAAAAGUCGCCCAAACCGUCUCCGCGCUCCGUUGCUACUGAGGAUCCGCUGACCAAGCAGCUGUCGUCCAGCUGGGACAGCCUGACUGAGGCCGGGAACGACGACGGCGCCUCUCAGCGAGAACUGUCAGCCAGUACAGAUAAUCUUUGUGACGCCUCCAAGGAGAAAAAAGCCGGGCUGUCCGGGAUGUUCAGACGAACGCCUAGAAAUACGGAGCAGCAGGAAGGUGAAGACGUGGCGCCACCUGCUGGACGCGGACUGAGUCGCAAGAGAACCAUAACGAAGAAUCGCAGAGUUGUGUCUUUCCGAGUCAAGAAAACUCUUCCCAGAACGUCCGUAGAGAAAUCCAGUGAAAUGCCUGUGAUUAAGGAGAACCUUGAGAUGGGGGAGCUGAACACUCCACAGGAGAGCACGGUGGUGGUGGAGCCGGUGGAGAUGGCAGCUUAUCCCACUGAGGAAAGCCUGACCCAGAUGGAGCAGGAGAACAAAGAGCUGAUGGAGUGGUGGAACUCAGUGAAAGGUUGGACCGAGUGGAACGAGACCUCAAAUUUCCAGGAGGAGGAUGAACAAAUUGCGAUGGAGCAGGCAGCCGAUCGAGUCUACAUGGCAGCCCGUGUUUUCGUUCACCUUUUCAACCAGCGGGGGGCGUCCUUGCAGCACCGCAUCCUGGAGCUGCUGUCGAUGGCCGACGCCGCAGACGAGUUCCACAAGAAGACGGUGACGGCCGCUGUGGGCGGGGGCGUGGCCAGCGUGGCGGGCAGCGUGACGACCAUCACCGGCCUCAUCCUGGCUCCGUUCACCUUCGGGGCGUCGAUCAUCGUCACGGCGGUGGGGAUCGGCGUGGCGACGGCCGGCAGCAUCACGUCGGCGACGGCCAACAUCACCGACACUGUGCACUCCAACAUGGACCGCAAGAAGGUGGAGACGAUGAUCCAAGGCUACCAGGAGGAGAUCGAGGACAUCAGGAAGUGCAUGGAGUUCGUUCAGGAGGGAAUGAACACCCUGGAGGAAUGGGAUUUUGAGAAAUACUCUGAAAGUGCCGCCAAAAAGGCUCUAAACCACAACAUUAAACACGUGAUGAAGGAGGGCGGCCGGGCGGGGAAAGCCCUGAUGAUCAACACUGAGAAUCUGAUCAGCACCGUUCAGGUUCUGGGCGCCGCCGGUGGCGCCGCUAAGGCCGCCCAGGCCGUCAGCGUCACCACGGGCGUCAUGUCCGCCCUCUUCCUCGCCCUGGACAUCUUCUUCCUCGCCAAAGACUCCCACAAACUCCACAAGGGAGCCAAAACCAAGUUCGCCGCCAAGAUCCGGCAGGUGUGCAAAGACCUUCAGGAAGGCCUGCUGGAGCUGAACAAGGUGAAGACUCAGCUGCAGAAGACGAUGGACGGCAUCGAGGUGGAGGAGUACGAGGACAUCGAGGAGGUGGAGGUGGAAGACGAGUUCGAGUCCGACCCGAAGAAACUGGCAGAGCUGGAGCAGGAGAUCGACGUCAUGGAGGAGAAACUGGACAAAAAGGAGGAGAAGGAGGAAGAGGUGGAGCAGAAGAAGAGCAAAGAGGAGAACGAAGAGCGGAGCAGCAGAACGGAGAGCGCCUGGAGACGCUUCGAGAGAGGAGGAGGAGAGGAGAGGAGGCAGAGGAGGAGAGGAAGUGACAGGGAGCAUGGACACAGCCAGAAAGGAUUGAGGUCCAAAUACGACGCCCUGAACAUCUAA